Molecule: messenger RNA, 572 nt
Organism: Suillus subaureus
Lineage: Eukaryota; Fungi; Basidiomycota; Agaricomycetes; Boletales; Suillaceae
Exons: 2
Coding region: 120-461 (113 amino acids)
Source: RefSeq, a predicted model, not a curated record
GGCUUCCGUUGCCUUCGGCAAUGAAGACAUCCCGUACUAGUACCGUGAGGGGCUUUUGGCGCAGAGCACAAUAGGUGCCAUUUGGUUACACAUGGGAGCCAUGGAAAUCAGGAAGCGGAAUGGGUCGCUUCUUUCCGUCCAACUCGCCGGCGCGCAUUUUUGUCAAUCUCAUACUACUAUCUAUUGGUUAUUCUCAUUCUACCACACUCGUUAUUGAAUUGUACACCUCAGUCAUUACUCAACUAUCUCGCUCGCUGCUUUCCCUACUCCGGUUCUCCGCUUGUUGGUGGUGGACCUCAUCCUCCAUGUCAUCCAUCUGCACUAUCUGUUGUGGAAUUAUACAUGUACUCACACCUUGCCUUUCCUGUCACAUUCAACCUAUGUCUUCGGGUCUUGUCUCGUUGGUCCGCCCUAAUACCGUGCUCUACCUGCAUCUUGUUUAUACGUCACUAUUCUCGUGAUUCUUAUUCUUGUUUAUAGUUGGAUCCCGCUCAACCCCAACGUCACAAUCUUUUCGCGCAUAGAUAGCAAUUGUACCUCAGGUCAUACCGUCGCAUCUUUCAUACACGUAC